AUGUCUGCGGGUUUUGAUACCCUCAAAGCACUGUUGUCGCGCAUGCGAGAGGAUGGGAAGUUCUCAGAUCUCGCGGUCAAAUGCCAAUCUUCAACCUUCCACGUUCAUUGUUGCAUUGUGUGCCCACAGUCGCCAUUUUUCGACAAGGCGGCAAAUGGUAAUUUCGAGGAAUCUGAAUCCCGCGUCAUCAACAUUCACGAUGACCCUUUCAUCGUAUCCAAGUUGUUUGAUUUUCUUUACCGUGCGGACUACGAUGACUCACCUGACGAUACGGAUGAUCCAGCUGCGGAUAAUGAAUCUGCUGCGAACGAAGAGGGAAUAUUACCGACAGAGCGUAUCUCCCAAGAUGCUCUUUCAAGGCAGUGGAGGCGUGCACAGACCAAUGUGCAAAUCUAUAUUAUAGCCGAUAAGUAUAUGAUUGAAGGAUUGAAAGAUAUAUCCAAAAGAAAGUUGAAUUCCAACAUGGAAAAUAACUGGGACGACUGCGGAUUUCUCACGGUUGUCAGCGAUGUGUAUGGGUCUCAGUGUCCGCCAAGAUCAGACCUACGUGAAAUUAUCAUACGCUUUGCUCUUCGACAUCUCGGUACGCUUCAGAAAUUCCGGCAGUUUGAUGACGCUCGAAAAGAAUACCCCGAGUUUGUGUAUGAACUGUCCACGGCUUUGAUAGAACGAGUUGUCGAAUUGGAAAAGAGAACAUGGUAG
This is a messenger RNA of Aspergillus luchuensis, 702 nucleotides long. Its product is annotated as BTB/POZ domain-containing protein. The transcript has 3 exons. The coding region runs from base 1 to 702 and encodes 233 amino acids. Gene Ontology annotation, molecular function: protein binding. NCBI's taxonomy places the organism in Eukaryota, Fungi, Ascomycota, Eurotiomycetes, Eurotiales, Aspergillaceae. The record is from RefSeq and is a predicted model, not a curated record.